Molecule: messenger RNA, 2502 nt
Organism: Dioszegia hungarica
Lineage: Eukaryota; Fungi; Basidiomycota; Tremellomycetes; Tremellales; Bulleribasidiaceae
Exons: 18
Coding region: 1-2502 (833 amino acids)
Biological process (GO): urea catabolic process
Cellular component (GO): urease complex
Molecular function (GO): nickel cation binding; urease activity
Source: RefSeq, a predicted model, not a curated record
AUGCACCUGCUCCCAAGAGAACAGGAUAAGCUCCUCAUCACCGCAGUCGGCCAGCUCGCACAGCGCCGUCUCGCCCGAGGACUCAUUCUCAAUCGAUCAGAGGCCGUUGGGCUCAUCUCGAGCCAGAUCCAGGAGUUUAUACGGGAUGGGAACCACUCUGUUGCGGAGCUGAUGGAUCUGGGGAAGAAGAUGCUCGGGCGGCGGCAUGUCAUGGAGGGCGUACCGGAGGCUUUGCAUGAUAUGAUGGUAGAAGGGACAUUUCCUGAUGGGACUUUCCUCGUUUCCAUCCACGAUGCUAUAUGUUCAGAUGACGGAGACCUCCAGAACGCCCUAUAUGGCUCCUUCUUGCCCAUUCCGUCGAGCGACCUCUUCCCCUUACCCGAAGUCUCAAAUGCUCCCCUCGCAGGCGCCAUAGUCUGCCGGAAAGAACGCAUCAAGCUAUCGCAGGGACGAAAGCGAUGGAUGGUAGAAGUCAAGAAUGAGGGCGAUCGACCUAUCCAAGUCGGCUCGCACUAUCCCUUCCUCGAAACUAACCCUUCGCUCAUAUUUGACCGCCUGCUGUCUUACGGUACCCACCUGGACAUCCCCGCAGGUACUGCAGUCCGCUUCGAGCCCGGAGAGCGGAAGACCGUUUCGCUGGUCGAAGUUGGCGGGGACAAGGUGCUAGCGGGCGGGUCCAGUCUGGGAGCUGGGAAGUUUGACGAGUCGAAGCGAGGGACCGAGAUCCUGGAGUUGGUGCAGAAGAGGGGAUUCGCGCAUCGGGAGCAGGAGAAGGUGGUACAGGGGCCAGUACCAGAGAUGGACCGGGAGGUGUAUGCCUCAAUGUUCGGUCCUACAGUAGGCGAUAGAGUCAAGUUGGCGGAUAUGAACCUCUGGGUUGAGGUAGAGAAGGACUACACGUAUUAUGGGGAUGAGUGCAAGUUCGGUGGUGGAAAGACACUACGAGAUGGUAUGGGACAGGCAUCGAACCGACACGAUAACGAAGUGCUGGAUUUGUGCAUCACCAAUGCACUCGUCAUCGACUGGAGCGGGAUCUACAAGGCCGACAUUGGGGUCAAGGACGGCAAGAUCGUGGGCAUAGGAAAGGCUGGGAACCCAGAUAUGAUGGAUGGCGUCACCGACAACAUGGUCUUUGGGUCCGCUACUGAGGUCAUCGCUGGUGAGAAGCUCAUCUUGACCGCUGGAGCCUUGGACGUUCAUGUCCACUUCAUCUGCCCUCAGCUCUGGCAAGAGGCGCUCUCAUCCGGUAUCACUACGAUCGUCGGUGGCGGAACUGGUCCGGCCUCUGGCUCCACUGCCACUACUUGCACCUCCUCCAAAUUCUACAUGGAGGCUAUGUUCGCCGCUACCGACGGCAUACCGCUGAAUUUCGGGUUUACCGGCAAGGGGAAUGACAGUGGUCCGAAUGGAAUGAGGGAUAUUGUCGAGGCGGGGGCGAUGGGAUUGAAGAUCCAUGAAGACUGGGGAGCGUCGCCGGCUGCUAUUGAUGCGGGCUUGAAAGUGGCGGACGAGUACGAUGUCCAGCUCAAUAUCCAUACUGAUACCCUCAACGAGAGUGGGUAUAUCGAGAGCACGCUAGCAGCGAUCGAUGGCCGUACGAUCCACACGUACCACACCGAAGGCGCCGGCGGGGGUCAUGCACCCGACAUCAUCGUUGUGGUGGAGCACCCGAACGUUCUUCCUUCGUCCACCAACCCAACUCGGCCAUAUACAGUCAACACCCUUGACGAGCAUCUCGACAUGCUGAUGGUCUGCCACCACCUCGACAAGUCCAUUCCGGAAGAUAUCGCAUUCGCCGACUCGCGUAUCCGCGCCGAGACGGUCGCAGCUGAGGACGUAUUGCAAGAUACCGGCGCGAUCUCGAUGAUCUCUUCGGACGCACAAGCGAUGGGGCGGAUUGGCGAGGUAAUUAGUCGGACAUGGCGUACUGCUGCCAAGAUGAGGGAUGUGCGCGGCGUUCUGGAGGGGGACGAGGAAGGGAGGGAUAAUGAGCGCGUGAAGCGAUAUAUCGCAAAGUAUACCAUCAACCCGGCGAUCUGUCAUGGGAUGUCUCAUCUUGUUGGACAGGUCAAAGUGGGGUGCCUGGCGGAUCUGGUGUUAUGGAAUCCGGCAAGCUUUGGAGCGAGACCGGAGAUGGUCAUCAAAGGCGGAGUGAUUGCUUGGGCACACAUCGGUGAUGCGAACGCCUCGAUACCGACGGUCCAGCCGCUCAUUGGGCGCAAGAUGUGGGCGUGCGAACCGGCCACUGCGGCUCUGACAUCGGUGCUCUGGGUCAGCCAGGUGUCCAUCGAUAAUGGGACGAUCGCGGAGUAUGGCCUGAAGAAGCGAGCCGAGGCGGUCAAGAAGUGCCGAGAUAUCGGAAAGAAGGAUAUGAAGCUGAACGACGCGAUGCCAAAGAUGCAAGUCGACCCGGAGACGUACGUUGUCAUGGCGGAUGGAGUGCUAUGUGAUGCGCCGCCAGCUACGACAUUGCCAUUGACGAAGAAGCACUUCAUCUAUUGA